Molecule: messenger RNA, 1518 nt
Organism: Thlaspi arvense
Lineage: Eukaryota; Viridiplantae; Streptophyta; Magnoliopsida; Brassicales; Brassicaceae
Source: the annotation of a GenBank genome assembly
AUGGAUUCUUGUUGCUACUUUGACUUGAGGACAAGCACUGUCUUGCCCAAAGACAGUUUGAAGGACGUGGAGAACAAAUUUUGGGGUGCGAAGAUCAAAGGAAGCUUCUUGAAACCUUUGGCUUCGGAUUCUAGUUCUAAGAAGUCCAAAUAUCGAAAGUCGAGGCCCGGUGUUGCUUACGCAGUUGCAACUUCAAAGAAUGCUAAAGAGGCUUUGACAAUACAGCCUUCGAUGUUCGAGAGAAGGAAAGCAGAUCCAAAAAAUGUGGCUGCAAUCAUUCUGGGAGGAGGCAAUGGAGCUAAACUCUUCCCUCUUACAAAGCGAGCAGCAACACCUGCUGUUCCUGUGGGCGGGUGCUACAGGAUGAUUGAUAUCCCGAUGAGUAACUGCAUCAACAGUUGCAUAAACAAGAUUUUCGUGCUGACUCAGUUUAACUCGGCUUCCCUCAACCGCCAUCUAGCUCGUACUUAUUUCGGGAAUGGCAUUAACUUUGGAGAUGGUUUCGUUGAGGUUCUAGCUGCUACACAAACUCCCGGUGAAGCGGGGAAGAAGUGGUUUCAAGGAACAGCAGAUGCUGUGAGAAAGUUUCUGUGGGUGUUUGAGGAUGCUAAGAACAGGAACAUUGAGAAUAUUGUUAUCUUGUCUGGUGAUCAUCUUUAUAGAAUGAAUUAUAUGGACUUUGUUCAGUACCAUGUCGAUAGAAACGCGGAUAUUACGCUUUCUUGCGCGCCAGUUGGUGAGAGCCGUGCAUCGGAUUAUGGACUAGUGAAUAUUGAUCGAAGCGGACGCCAAUCGGAUACGACUGUGCUUGGACUGUCUCAGCAAGAAGCAGCAGAAUCUCCAUACAUUGCAUCAAUGGGAGUUUAUUGUUUCAAAACCGAAGCUUUGCUGAAGCUUCUGACAUGGCGUUAUCCGAGUUCCCAUGACUUUGGAUCUGAAAUCAUUCCUGCAGCUAUAAGUGAUCACAAUGUUCAAGGAUACAUCUACAGAGACUAUUGGGAAGAUAUCGGAACUAUAAAGAGCUUCUAUGAAGCUAACCUUGCUCUUGUCGAGGAGCAUCCCAAGUUUGAGUUUUACGAUCAGGAGACGCCUUUCUACACUUCUCCUCGGUUUCUACCACCCACCAAAGCCGAGAAAUGCCGCAUUGUUGAUUCGAUAAUCUCACACGGAUGUUUCUUGGGAGAAUGCAGCGUCCAACGUUCCAUCAUUGGUGAAAGGUCACGUCUUGACUAUGGUGUUGAGCUUCAGGAUACUCUUAUGAUGGGAGCGGAUAGUUACCAAACCGAAUCUGAAAUUGCGUCUCUGCUCGCGGAAGGCAAUGUUCCAAUUGGCAUUGGCCGAGAUACAAAGAUCAGGAAAUGCAUCAUUGACAAGAAUGCAAAGAUCGGGAAAAACGUGAUGAUCUUGAACAAAGAUGAUGUUCAAGAAGCUGAUAGGCCAGAGGAAGGAUUCUACAUUCGGUCUGGUAUCACUGUGAUUGUCGAAAAGGCCACCAUUAAAGACGGGACUGUCAUAUGA